AUGCCAUCUUCUUCUAACGAACUCGAAGCUGUAAGCUUUUCAUUUGGGGAGCUCCAGCCAUUAUCGAGGGUUAGCAAUGACUUUCAGAGCCGUGUAUAUAUCCCAGGGAGCAUCUCCAUUGAGAACGAUGGCGCUUCACCGGGUGAAACGGAUAGCUCUCAUUUCGUAUGGAACACAGCGACGGUAUCGACGACCCCGUCACUUUCCUCUACCGCAACUGCACGUCCUAAGUUUACUCCCGCCGAGCGUUUUCCUUUAUCUGAGGGCAGGCUUCGCCACAAUUUUGGCACAGACAGUGCACAUCAGAAGUUCGAGUCACCCGUUGCCAAAAAGUUCAACCGGCUCCACACGUUAGCUAAGUCUGACACCUACUGGUUAGGGUUGACAGCCCUAGCUAUACUCAUUGCGCUAAAUUCCGCAUUGGAUCCUUUGAGGUCGAAGCUGCUUCGUGUAGGCUGUAAGUGGGCAAAGACUGAUGGUACCUCUCUGCAGCUUUCCUGGGACGAUGAUUUUAUCCCACGAAUGCCCGGUCGAUUGGGAAUUCAAGCUUCACGAGCAUCUGAGGUGCCUAGUUCUUCGCAGACUUCGUUCCAUACCGAAUUUGAACGGAAAACGUAUCAUGGAUUCGGUAGUGAUGGCUUUAACGGAGACGGUUUGCUUUUCAGCGGCAGUUCCAGACGGCCAAACGAAUCCGAGGGUUCUUUCGGACCUGUGAAGUUUUCGGAGAACCCUCAUCCGGUUUUUACGUUACCAGCUGCGGAAUCUUCACAUGGUCCGCUUCAUCGAGUAGUGUCAAGGUCUGUCUCCAAGUUUGAAACAUGGCGGCUUGAUGACGCGAAAGAGGCAAGAGAGGGCACUGCUCCGCAGUUGGGCCAGUAUUCGCCUCAUUCAGUGUAUGACGGCUCCCCUUCCGAGCCUGACUCUGACCACACAUUAGACCGGGGGUCAGGAUAUUCAACGCCUACAACAGAUGCUUCAACAGAUGACGUUCCCAGCAAUAACGCCGACAGUCGGAUGGGAUUGGCAAGAGGUCACUCGGAAAGUGACAGCAGCAGCAGCAACAACUCUGGAGGACAUAGGAAUGGCCAGUCGCGUACUGACCGUAAGCGCAUUAGCAAUUUGCAAAACCGACAGCGGGUCUCUGGUAUGCAUGGCGGUCACCAUCGCGGCAGCGAGGUAGUUGAAAUGCAGCCGAAGGGGCACCGAAAACGAAUCAAAGUUUCAAGACACUCCAGGGUUGGCACAGCUUCUACCACGGAGAAGCAGACAGCGCAGUCUGGUUUAAGAAGACGUGGGCAGCAGCGGAGUCGCAGGUCUGCGAGGAACAGCCUGUCCAAGCGGCAACAUAAGGUGCCAUCGGUUAAUAUGGUUUUUCAAACGCCGAAAAAAACCAGAUUCUUUUUGCCUGACAGUAACGUCGCUUCAGGUGAUGCAAGCGGUGAAGACGACGAUUCGGAUGAAAACGAAGCAACUUCAGUAUACUCUCAUAUACCCGUUCCCAGCGGUUCUACGGAUGUCCAUUCACAGAGUGGUGAGAGCGCUUUGACCCUUUUCUCUGUCGACAACGGCGACGAAUCUUCGGACGGUGGUCGUACCACUUCGUUACCGCAUCAAUCCUCCCAAAGUGCAUUUGCCCCGAGCUCAACUACGACUGGACCAGGGGACUUUGCAGUGGUGGCUGCAGCUAGACUUUUAGCGAGCAGGGUAUCACCCGAUGCGUCCUUUAACCUCCCGAAAAACCAGCAGGCAUCGUAUUCGGGCUCCAACAAUGCGUCGUCUUUGCCGACGGAAGUGUUACUUUACUUGGUUCGGCAAGCUCUGGAGGAGCUUGUAUUGUCAGAAAAUGCCAAAUGA
Messenger RNA from Eimeria maxima, 1854 nucleotides. RefSeq lists its product as hypothetical. The transcript has a single exon. NCBI's taxonomy places the organism in Eukaryota, Apicomplexa, Conoidasida, Eucoccidiorida, Eimeriidae. The record is from RefSeq and is a predicted model, not a curated record. The coding region runs from base 1 to 1854 and encodes 617 amino acids.